AUGAAAAGAAUGAUCAGGUCAAGUGUGACGAAAAUUUCUACUGCCACUACGAAUAUUCCAAGGACGUACAGCUCAAAAUCUACAGUGAAUAAGUUACCGAAACCUGAUCGUCUACUGGUUGUAUCCUCAUACACAAGCAAAGUUCUCAUUUUCACAACACUACAAAUAGCCAUCACAUUGAUCGUUUCAAUCAUCUUUUCUCAAUCCUUAGCGGGACAAGUGUUACAUAUCGCUGAACAGUUAUUGAUUCCUGCUUUAUUCGUGUUGAUCGCGGUAGCGAUAGUAAUAGUGAUUGCAGUUUUGAAGAAGUUCACUGAAAACUAUGCUCUGAACGUUGCUUUCGUGAUCGUAUACUCCACAUGUUUGGCAAUAUUACUUGGCGUUUCAAAUACAGUAUUAAGUCCUUUAACUACUUUUGUCAUCUUCGUUAUCAGUUUGGUAAUCUUCACGUCUGCGUUGCUGAUUGGUGCAGCAAUCAAGACAGGUUCAGUAGAUAAAUCAAGAAAAAUCGUGUUAUCAUUCGGGGCCAUAUGGGCUGUUAUUGUGACUAUUUCGGUCGUAAUAGACGCUGUGGUUCAAAAGGAGGCGUUAAUCGGUCUUGAUAUUGUUGCAGAGAUAAUUUUAUAUAUUAUAACAAUAUUUUUAAGUCACUUGACAAUUGGUAAAUCACGAUAUCGUCUCUUUUAUCCAUUUUAUGCAUCGGCAUCAAUAUUUUUGUACACUGUGUUUUAUUUGGUAUACUAUCAGUCGAUAAUGCUGGGUUCAUCAAUAUGUUUUCAGAAUUGGACAUCUAUAUGUUCAGGAAACUGUUCAUAUGAAUGUGUUCGGAACUGUUCAAUUAACUGGUUUCCUUUUGAAGAAACUGGUUUAUAA
Schistosoma turkestanicum is the source of this 873-nucleotide messenger RNA. The record is from the annotation of a GenBank genome assembly. Lineage: Eukaryota; Metazoa; Platyhelminthes; Trematoda; Strigeidida; Schistosomatidae.